GGAAGCCGAGUGGGGACCGGCUGGUUACGCAGCGGCCGUGGGUCUCCACCCGAGAGUAUGGCGGCUGGAAAACACACCGGAUAGCGGAGCACAAGCCCGAGACAGAGACAUGCCAGAGAUGGUGAACAACAAACAAAGAGACGCAAGUUAUUCUCUGAAGUGUGACUGUGGUUGUGGUGGCUGCUGUCUUCCGGGGGAUGCCCGCAGCUUGAAACAUCUCUCCUGCGGUUCAUUCCCGGACGAACCCCAGCGUUUUUCCAGCGUCCCCGAUGGGGCAAGUUUGUUUUUUUGGAUGAUGCACGGACAGCUGUGAGCGAAGCUGAUGAAAAGCUGCACGCUCCCCAUCGCCGGGUUCUCUCUCCUCUCUUUUCCCUGCAGAUUUAGGAGAACUGCAGUGCUCGGAUGCUCGCGUAUAUAUCUGUCAGAGUCCGGCCUGCGAUGGGGGAAUUUCUACAAUGAAAUCCGUCUCGGGGCACGGAGUCUUUGUGCUGUGCCGUAGCUGAGCCGGGGUCCGGCAGAGACAGCGCUACUGACCACCCGCUCGGUGCUGGACGCGGAUGGUGGAUGCGAUGCGCGCGCGAGCAAUUUGAGUUCAUUUCAAUGUCGCGCGGAGAUUGAUACCUUUCGACUUGAUUAAAUCCACGAUGCGCGAGUACAAAGUGGUGGUCCUGGGAAGCGGUGGGGUCGGGAAAUCCGCCCUCACCGUGCAGUUUGUCACCGGGACGUUCAUUGAAAAGUACGACCCCACCAUAGAGGAUUUUUACCGCAAGGAGAUCGAGGUGGACUCCUCGCCCUCGGUGCUGGAGAUCCUGGACACCGCCGGCACCGAGCAGUUCGCCUCCAUGCGGGACCUGUACAUCAAAAACGGUCAGGGAUUCAUACUGGUCUACAGUCUGGUCAACCAGCAAAGCUUCCAGGACAUAAAGCCGAUGAGAGAUCAGAUCAUAAGAGUGAAAAGGUACGAGAAGGUUCCAGUAAUCCUGGUGGGCAACAAGGUGGACCUGGAGAGUGAGAGAGAGGUAUCGUCCGGCGAAGGUCAGGCUCUGGCCGAGGAGUGGGGCUGCCCGUUCAUGGAGACCUCGGCCAAGAGCAAAACUAUGGUAGACGAACUGUUCGCUGAGAUAGUUCGGCAGAUGGACUACGCCGCUCAGCCGGACAAGGAUGACCCCUGCUGUUCCUCGUGCAAUAUACAAUAGCCCUGGGGGCCUCUAAGGACAGGCCACGAGAGUCCACUGAGAGGACGCUCCAUCGACCCGCAGCAGACAGAUUCACACUUAGACACGCACACACACGCAAUCGAGCCAAUUAAACUGAUGAUAAAUACAUGGUUGAUCACAAUGGAUUUUAACUAAGUGGAACGUGCAAGUCGCAGCAACAUGAUAAUUAAUAACGACAUGUGAGUGCUGCACACAUUUUGAAUGAGGAAUGCCAGGAAUUUGCCGCAAGAGAAAUUGAGAAAUGAGAAAAAAGGAACAUGCCCUCGCCUUAUGUUGUUUUCUGUUGAUGUUUGUGUUCAUCUUUUCAUUUACAGCAAAGAGUCACCCUGGCUAUUGUGGAGGGCCACUACCAUAAACCCUACAAAGCUUUUCUGAGAACCAGCCAUUUUAAACAUUUAGGAGUAUAUAAGUUACAGUAUUUAGAACUCUUCUCCCAGUUAAAAAAAGUCAGUGGGAGGUUUUUCUACCCACCCCAGGGCUGAACCAAAGAGGUGACCCAAAAGCACCUCCCUUUUUCUAACAUUAUUUUUUUAACUCAUUCACAGUAGGAAUGGAGAGAAAGGGGACAAGUCAGUGUCUUUCCUAAAACAUUGGUGCAGUGAUUUCUUUCCAGUUUUUCUCACUUUGAGAUAUAAUACUAAACAUAGCAGAGUCUCACAUAUCGUGUGAUGUUUUGUUCUCCUCUUUGAGAGACUCUGAAAACAGAUUAAUGAGUAGUAAUAUAAGAAACCACUUCAUCCUGAUAGGACAAAGAGUAUUUUCAAUGUUUGAAUAACUGAACACACGCCAUCUCUCCAACUCUAUCAGGAAGGGGUGACGUUAAAAGUGAAGAGGCCAACAUUUGUCACUUAUUUUUUUCCUCCUCCAGAGCCACAAGGAAAUGUGGCACUUUCGAGUUUCCGCAUCCUGAUGCCAUUUUAUGUGCUCAGAGUAUUCAAAUUCAUGGUGACAAAUAGAAAGGAGGAUGAAGAUGUUUAAAACUGUUGUGUAAAUAUUUUGUAAUGAAAGUGCCAGCUCGUAUGAAGACACUGACCCAACACAUGUGGAGUUGUCAUCUGUGUGCAUGGCUAGUUAACAAAAAAGGACUCUUACUGUUUGAGAUUACUAUAGGCUGUGGAAACGUGCAAAUCAAACACACUCACGUCUGGAUCUGGACACUGUUUAAACUGUACAUCAAUGUUGCCACGGGAAGCAGACUUUCCCCGUGUGACCAUUUUCAUUGUUGAUUUUCUAUUUUUUUAUGUGACCAUUUACUCUUUAUCCCUCUAUGAAUGGUGACACUGUUACAUUUGACACCUAAACAAUAAAAGUGCGUUCAACACUGGAGUGUGGCUGCCAGGCUUCAGACCGAUGGAGGGAAUAGUUUGAAAAAGGUAAUUAUGCAACUGUUAUGGAA
Molecule: messenger RNA, 2613 nt
Organism: Menidia menidia (Atlantic silverside)
Lineage: Eukaryota; Metazoa; Chordata; Actinopteri; Atheriniformes; Atherinopsidae
Source: the annotation of a GenBank genome assembly